Messenger RNA from Papaver somniferum (opium poppy), 1128 nucleotides. RefSeq lists its product as uncharacterized. Gene Ontology annotation, molecular function: nucleic acid binding; RNA-DNA hybrid ribonuclease activity. The record is from RefSeq and is a predicted model, not a curated record. Lineage: Eukaryota; Viridiplantae; Streptophyta; Magnoliopsida; Ranunculales; Papaveraceae. The coding region runs from base 1 to 1128 and encodes 375 amino acids. The transcript is spliced from 4 exons.
AUGGUUAUCGGAGAAAACGGGAAAUUAUUUGUGAAAUCAUGUAACGAAAAGAUCUACCAGGAGACUACUUUACUUCCACCAGCAGACACUAGGAUGAGGAAUAUCUAUAGUAGACUAUGGAAACUGCCUACUUUACCAAGGAUUCAUCAAUUCAUGUGGAAAGCCAUCUCCAAACUUACUAAAGAUGUGCUUGGUAGCGCAAUUGUUGGUGAUGAUGUUUUAUGUCCCUUGUGUGAACUUCAAACGGAAACCGCAGGACAUCUGAUUAUGCACUGCAACUUUUCAAGAGCAGUUUGGUUUGCAGUUAUUGGUUGGACAUCUAAUAACAAUGGUACACUAUCGGAAUGGACACUCAGUUGGUUCGAUAGCCUGCACAGUAGAACAAUUAUAGAGAAUGACUUAGUUAAAAGAGCAAUCAUCGCUUGGAGUAUUUGGACAGAGAGAUGUGACAAAUCUUUCAACGGUAGCAAUGUUGGCCCUGAAGUGAUCAUUCAGAGAUGCAAGAAUAUAAUUGAAGAACAUUCGAACAUGAUUGCAAACCCAUUACACAUUACUCCUAGAGUUAAUCGUCAAAAUGUUCACUGGAUCCAUCCUCCUAUAUAUUGUUUGACUACAAAUUGUGAUGGUUCCUUUGAUUCAACUAACUUUUUGGGUGACAUUGGUCUAAUAAUUAGAAAUUCUGCAGUGCAAUGGGCUAAGGAAUUAAAGCUUGAACGAGUUCACUUUGAAAUGGACGCUAAAGUGGUUGCAGACGCUGUCGACAACGACAAUAGUGCCAUCGAUUGGAGACUACAUCACAUUGUUCAAGAUAUUAAGAAUUUAUUUUCAACUUUUAGUUCUUGGAAACUCUCUUAUGUUCCAAAAGAGAGGAGUAAAGUAGCUGACAUGUUAGCCAAAAUGUCUAGAACAAAUAUAAUUUCUUUGUCUUGGGGAUGUUCCCCUCCACCUGUAAUUUCUAAUCAAGUUGCGGUGGAUUGUUCUCAUAUAACUAAUCAUAGAACGGGUAUCAAGAAGCUUAUAUCCUCAAAAGGUCAACAGCAUCCAGAUAGGCAGGAGCGUGGUAAUUCAUGGCUAAUUGGGUCCGUAAAUUCAGUUUCAGCAGCAGCUGCAACAUCGAAUAACUCUUAA